Molecule: messenger RNA, 3708 nt
Organism: Vanrija pseudolonga
Lineage: Eukaryota; Fungi; Basidiomycota; Tremellomycetes; Trichosporonales; Trichosporonaceae
Product: Meiotically up-regulated protein
Exons: 3
Coding region: 1-3588 (1195 amino acids)
Molecular function (GO): lipid binding
Source: RefSeq, a predicted model, not a curated record
AUGUCGGCAACGGAAGCACCUACCGCCCAGCCGCCGGGCGACGCCGCCGCCCCCAGUGCCCCGUCAGUCCCGUCCAAGUCGGGCGGAGCGCAUGGCGAGGCAGCCAGCGCUUCGACGCACCCGAGCCCGGCGCCCAAGACGCCGGAGCGGCGCUCAGCCCCGGCGCGCGACUCGCUCUCCCCGCUGACGACAUCGACGUCGGCGUCGAAAUCAAAGCCCAUCACGCAGUUCCCCGAGCUGCCGGCUGCGCCGCCAUCUUACCGCCUGGGCAACGGCUACUCUGCGGCCUUCAAGGUGCCCACCGUGGCCGCGUAUCACGAGCAACAGAAGCAGCACGAGGCCGACGCAGACGAGUAUGCACGGAUCAUGGAGGCGCGCGCUGCCGAGCUCGGCGCGCGUGCGGCUGCAGCAGGAGGAGGAGGCAGCGACGAGUCGGCCGCACCCUCCCGCGCGAGCCUCGACAGCUCGCACUCGCUCCGGCAGAGCACGGGGUCGGGGUCUCGCGACUCGUGGCUCCGCCGCCGGCGCCGCUCGAGCGUCGGCCCGGUGUCGCCCACCUCGGCGAAGCAGGAGAAGGAGCGGCUCAUGCAGCAGAUGAAUGCUGCGCAUGAAAAGCCGACAGACAGGCUCAAGAAGGCGCGCAAGGGCGAGCGCCGCGUACGCGACCCCAUUACCGGGGGCGAGAUCAUCGUCAAGGACGCCGACCCGCGCGACUUUGACGUGACCAAGACGGCUACGCGGGGCGGGAAUGUCCUGUACAAUGCAUACCCGCCGCCCAGCCCCGUGAGCCAGGAGGAGAUUGCCAACAAGUUCCAGCUGCUGCAGUAUGCUGCGAUUGGUGGCAUGGCGGUGCUGUGGCUGUUCGUGGCGUUUGGCAGCGGCUUCCGCGCGUUCUUCUGGCGCUCGGUCGUGGUCGGCGCGUUUGGGUUCGCGUUCGUCACUGCCAUCUCGGUGCUGGGGCGGGGGAUCGACCGCGACUUGGAAAAGGUGCGCGUCGACCUGUCGCGCGCGCGCGGCGAGGCCUUCUCGCCGCCCAUGCCGGAGAGUGUUGAAUGGCUCAACGGGCUCAUCAAGCUCGUGUGGGGCGUCAUCGAUCCGCAAAUGUUCGUGCCGCUCGCCGAUACCGUCGAGGAUAUUCUCCAGCAAAGUUUGCCCGGCUUUGUCGACGCCGUGCGCAUCACGGACGUGGACCAGGGCUCCAACCCGCUGCGCCUGACGUCGAUCCGCGCCCUGCCCGACAUGCACACGGACCAAGAGUGGCCCCGCACCGAGUGGAUCGACCAGGGCGCCGGGGAGCCCAUGACCGACACGACCGGCAAGGAGAUCAAGGAGGACCAGACGGGCGACUACUACAAUUUCGAGUGCUCGUUCAGCUACGCCGCCCUCCCGGGCCAGGGGGCGCAGGAGCGCGCAAAGAACAUUCACAUGCUUAUCGAGUUCUUCUUGGGCGUGUACGACUGGUUCCACAUCCCGAUCCCUAUCUGGAUCCAGAUCGAGGAGAUUGUCGGCGUCGUCCGCCUGCGUGUCCAGUUCAUUCCUGAGCCGCCGUACGUGCGCCUUGUUACCUUUGCGCUGUGCGGCGUACCCGCCAUCGACGUCUCGGCUGUGCCGCUGUCGCGCCACCUGCCGUCGGUGCUCGACCUGCCGUUCAUCUCGUCGUUCGUCAAGUCGGGCAUUGCGGCCGGAACAUCCGAGCUGUCGGUGCCCAAGAGCAUGACGCUCAACCUCAAGGACAUGCUCUCCGGCGCCCAGGUCGGCGACACGCGCUCGAUCGGCGUGUUCGUCGUCAAGAUCCACUACUGCGAGGGCCUUUCGGCCCAGGAUAACAACGGGUUCUCGGACCCGUACAUUGUGCUCGCGUACGCCAACUAUGGGCGACCGCUGUACUCGACGCGCAUUAUCAUGGAGGACCUGAACCCCGUGUUUGAGGAGACGGCCUUCUUGCCCCUGACUAUGGACGAGGUGCGGGGCAAGGAGUCGGUUUGUCUCAUGCUCUGGGACAGCGACAAGCUGAGCGCCGACGACCUCGUCGGCCGAGUGCAGGUCGAGGUCGAGGAGCUCAUGAAGCACCCGAACCAGAUGUUUGACCGCACCGACGGGCUCAAGGGCUUCGAGGACUCGAACGAGAUGCCCGGCAAGCUCAUGUGGUCGAUCGGGUAUUUUGAAAAAGCGCCGCUUGACCCGUCGCUCCAGCGUGCGCCGACGCCCGAGGAGGCCAAGGCGCAGGUAGUCGAGCGCACGCCGACGUCAAAGGAGAUGCACCCGUACGACGCCGCCCCCAACCCCGCCAAGGAAGACCUGCCGCCGCCCGCGCCAGACCUCACCAAGACGCGCCCCGACCCCAAGUGGCCCUCGGGCGUGCUGUCUAUCGUCCUCCACCAGGUCAACAACCUCGAGCGCCAGCACCUCGAGGGCAAGAGCGGCAAGGAGCGCGAAGGCGAGGCGGGCCAGGACACGGACGAUCCCUCGGAGCAGACGGAGAACCUGCCCUCGGGCUACGGCGAGUUUAUUGUCAACGACGAGUUGAUCUACAAGACGCGUGUCAAGCAGUACGCCAUCAACCCGUACUUUGAGGCCGGUACCGAGGUAUUUAUCCGCGAUUUCACGACCACAGAGGUCCGUGUGGUUAUCCGCGACUCGCGUCUGCGCGAGCACGACCCGAUCCUCGGCGUCGUCAACGUCUUCCUCUCCGACAUCUUUGCCGACUGCUCGAGCGUCACGCGCAUGUUCUCCAUCACGGACGGCGUGGGCUUUGGCAAGGCCAACAUCAGCUUUGCGUUCCGCGGCAUGCAGAUGAGCAUCGCGCCAGAGCUACGCGGGUGGGACACGGGUACGCUCGUAGUGUCCAACGCGCGCCUCAAGAUCGACACGAAGAAGUUUGAAAAGCUCGACGUGCGCGAGACUAGUCUCAAGCUUAUCACUGCCGAAGUGACAGAGACAAUGUCCAAGCGCCAGAGCGCGGUCGAGGGCGGCGACACGGUCGUGUGGGACCUCGAGCAGGUCCAUCUGCCCAUCUAUCACCGGUACCAGUCGAGCAUUCUGUUCGAGUUUGGCAACACUGGCCUGCGCUCGCUCUUUGGCCUGCGGCAGCCGGGCGCGUUCAGCGUCUUCUGGAUCCAGGACAUUGUCGACGACACGCCGACCGACAUUGAGCUGCCCGUCAUCGUGUCCAACCACACCAAGUGUCUCAAGUGGAACUACAUCAACGACGAGACGGCCAAGCACCACGAGUACGAGGUGAUCGGCACGCUCAAAGUACGCAUGGAGUACACUUCUGGCCUGGACAACAGCCACGAGAAGCUCCGUCUCGGCCAGUCGCGCCGGCACGCCCUCGAGGCGUGGGACCUCAUCGAGGGGCAGGAGAUCCAGGCCCAGCGCCAGCUCACGUUCAUGGACGACGGCGUCAUCGACCGCAAGGAGAAGAAGGAGAUGAAGGCCGCCCACCGCCGCCAGCUCGAGUCGCGCGGCCGCGGCCUCGCCCAGAUCCGCGCGUACCGCACCGCCAAGUGGAUGACCAACGGCAUCAAGGACCGCCUCCCGGGCAAGAAGAAGAUUCGCGAGCCCACCGUCGCGACCGAGGCUGGAUAAAAAGCCUAGACUUAUAUCUUCAAGAAUGGCGCGGCACACACGAGCGAAAGCCGCAGCCUGUAUACACACACCCUAUUUGUAUCUUACGCACCUACACUCACGAUGAAUAGUAGUAGUACA